This is a messenger RNA of Sycon ciliatum, 1120 nucleotides long. RefSeq lists its product as uncharacterized. The record is from RefSeq and is a predicted model, not a curated record. The coding region runs from base 133 to 591 and encodes 152 amino acids. NCBI's taxonomy places the organism in Eukaryota, Metazoa, Porifera, Calcarea, Leucosolenida, Sycettidae. The transcript has 2 exons.
GCCCAAGCCAGCAUGCAUAUGGUGGCUGAUGUGUUCGAGUGGACAACCAGCACGUUGGAAAUCUUGGAGCGGCUGGAGUACCCAGAGCAGUUUGAGAGGGAGCAGAUUCCACUCUCACCGAAAGCAAAAUAAAUGCUUGAUGACUGGACCAAGGGUGGAGAAGCCAUUUCUGUCAAAGGGACUGUCGACCAUGCCAACACUUGUCUUCUUCUGAUGCGGCUGCAAAUCAGAGGCUGUAAUCCAGCUAUCCGUGACCAGGUGAAAACCGAGCUGAAAGAGAGCCUUGCUAACUGGCAGGAAACUGGCCUGGAGCUGAAGAGCAACGUGUCCAAAGACCUACUCAAGCAGCUGUUUCUCGUUCUGGACGGCAAUAAGCCCGAAGAGAUUGUGCCAGCCUACUUCCAACCAUUAGUAUUUGAUGAUACAGUCGGCGCUGCUUCGCUAUCCAAGACAGUAUCAACUGUCUUCGGAGCAUACCAGAGGGGAGCGCACAGAACAGACCAGCUAGAGAGAUCAUUCCGUGAAGAUCCUAACAAGAAGGCCAGAAAGCCAAACCUCAGGAAGGAUACGCAAAACUACGACUUCAAAUGACCAGUUUCCAUCCUACUUUCAGUAGUCCUACGAGGAAAACAUGAACUCCUUGAAGAACACUGACCAAUGUGCUGUGUAGCAAAUAGGUAGGGACUAGGCUCUGUGCCACUGUCGCUUAGUUCAUGUCAUGUCACAACGGCAAGUAGUGCCAUUAGGUAGGGAAUAUGCUAUGUGCCACAGCUUUGUGUUUUUGACUUCGGUUCACUAACCUUUUUUGUUUGGCAUUGAACAGUUUUUGGUUUGCAUAGCAUUGUUUUUGGGUUGCAUUUGAUACAAACACCGUCUGCAUCUUUGAAAACCCUCUUUGUUGGAAGAUUCUCCAUUUGUUAGUGUUUGUCUUCGUUUAACAUGUAUAUUACUCAGUAUGUCGUAAUUGGACACCGCUCGCUUAUCCUUACCUUGUGCGUUUUCACUAUUUGUAACGUGGCUCCUCUUCUUCAGUUUUCGUUCUAUCUCUCUGGCAGGGGCAGCCACCACCCGUCUGGUGGGUGCCAGCAUCCUCUGGCAGUUGCGCUGGGACUCUACGAUA